AUGGCUUCGUCCAGCUCCUCCAGCACCUCAGGCGGCCCCAUCGCCAGAGGAUCUCGAAGGAGGAGGCUCGUUCUGAAGCUGAGCCAGAAGGACACCCUGCAAGCGCUCUUUCAACAGAACCCCUACCCUGGGAUAGCGACCAGAGAACGACUGGCCCGAGAGCUUGGCAUUGCCGAAAGCAGAGUUCAGGUCUGGUUUCAGAACCAACGAAGAAGACGGUUAAAGCAGAGCCGAUCGCCGUCUGCAAAUAUGCGCCAAGACGGGGAAGGGGCGCCAGGAGAGGCCAGGAGAAAGAGGACAGCCAUCUCUCCUUCUCAAACAAGGAUCCUUGUGCAAGCCUUCACGAGGGAUCGCUUUCCAGGGAUUGCCGCCAGGGAAGAACUGGCUCGUCAGACGGGAAUCCCAGAACCUCGAAUCCAGAUAUGGUUUCAAAACCGAAGAGCUCGGCACCCCCAGCAGAGCGCAAGGGGGCCUGGCAAUGCGCCUUCCCCGGGGGCUGCUGCGGAUGCAGGAGCACACCCUGCCCUCCCAGGGACAGCCAGCAUCCUAGAAGAGUUCGUGGAGGCCACAGGCAUCCCGGACAUGCAGGCGCCUUCCCCGGGGGCUGCUGCAGAUUCAGAAAUAUGGUUUCAAAACCGAAGAGCUCGGCACCCCCAGCAGAGCGCAAGGGGGCCUGGCAAUGUCCGGGCCCGAGGACCAGGCGGCGCAUCGGCCACGACCGCUCCUGCUCCAGAGGACCGAAGGGCCCCACCCGCUGUCCACAGCACCUCUCCUCCCCUUGGCCCCUCUCAGACACAGGAGAGCAUGCCACCCUUGGCUGCAGCCGCUCCUUUGGGCGCCCCCACCUUCUGGGUGCCCGGGACUGCCUCUGGGGUCUGUGUGGGCCAGCCGUUGAUGUUCUUCGUGAUCCAGCCCAGCCCGAUGGCUCUCCAGCCAAGUGAGAAGCCACCACCUCCUCCCCAGGUAGCAGUGCCCUGGGCCGCGUGCUCCCCUGCUGACACGGCCCCUUGGCAGCCUGGGCCAGGGGCCAUCCUGCCGCCUCUACAGCCUGAGACACACAUCAGGCGGAGGCCAGAGUCACCCGUUGCUGAAGGCACGGCCCCUCUGCUAGAGCCACAGCCCCAUCCGCCCAGCCUUCCAAGAUCGACAAGCCUCCUAGAUGAGCUCUUGGCGGCCACCGGCAUCCUGGAAACGCAGGCGCCUUCCGCGGGGGACGCUGCAGAUGCACGAGACACGCCCUGGUCUUCACCGCGGGCCGCUGCGGACGAAGAAGGAGUUGAGGCAAUCCUGGAGGCACCCCUCAGAGAGGAGGAUUACCAGGCACUCCUGGACAUGCUGCCAGGCUCCCCAGGCCCUCGGGCUUAG
Molecule: messenger RNA, 1365 nt
Organism: Rangifer tarandus platyrhynchus (Svalbard reindeer)
Lineage: Eukaryota; Metazoa; Chordata; Mammalia; Artiodactyla; Cervidae
Source: the annotation of a GenBank genome assembly